AGAUUAAGAUCUUUCCAACAGCAGCUGCCGCUUUUCAAUAGAAAAACACAUUUCAUUGGCGGGCAAGACAAUUAUAAUUGUCUGACCGCAUUGUGUAUGUAAAGUUGAGUCGCCUUAUGAACCACCUGUUUCACGCUAAUACGAAAUCUUUCAGAGUAUUCAAGUCGUAGAUCGCGCCUUCAGGUUCCUCGCAAUCUUGUUUCAUUACUCAAAUCAAUGAAAUAGCAGACAUGCUGAAAUCUGAAAAUGAAAGUUUCCGUACGGAGACAUUGAUAGCUCACAAUCAGUACAGAGCCCAGCAUAGUGCGACACCUUUGAGUUUAUCAUUUCAACUUUGCGAUGGUGCUCAACAAUGGGCUGAGCAUUUGGCUGAGAGCGAUUUGUUUGAACGUAGUCCCGAGAACGACCAUUACAGUGAAAAUAUAGCGUGCACAUGGGGCUCACAUCUGACUGGAACCUUAGUGUCACGGAUGUGGUAUGAAGAAGGAAAAGAUUAUGAUUACAGCAGAGACACCCUAAAUAAAUUUACCCAGAACUUCACACAGUUGCUUUGGAAGGAAUCACGUGAGCUAGGAGUGGGUCGUGCUCGAAGUAAACAUGGAAAGGAGAUUAUUGUUGCGAGGUAUCACCCCCCUGGAAAUACUAAUCAUUAUACUGCUAAUGUGUUGAAGAAAUCAGAUUCCCUGAUACAACCCCCCCACCUUGUGGAUACAUUGGCAUUGAAGCGUAUUCCAGGUCUUCAGCAGUUUCAAGAGGAUUGUCUGCUGGCCCAUAACAGGUAUCGUCAAAGGCACAGAGCGGCGCCGUUGCAAUGGUCAUACAAGCUGGCAUACGAGGCCCAGAAAUGGGCAAAACAUUUAUUGGAUACUGGAAGUUUCACGCACAGUGAGAAUAUAGCGUAUGGGGAAAAUUUGGCAGGACGGAAAGGAUACGACUUGAAUGGAAAGAAGGCGGCAAAACUGUGGUACGAUGAAUCAAAGUUGUUUGAUUAUGAGCAAGCGUCGUUUUCUCCUGAUACAGGAAAUUUUACCCAGUUGAUAUGGCGAGGCAGUCGGUAUUUUGGCGUUGGCAAGGCAUACAGCAACGACAUGUGUAUCGUUGUGGCGUAUUAUUUUCCUCCGGGAAACAUCGUGGAAGAAUUCAAAGAAAACGUGGGUAUUCUUGAGGACAGCGUUGAUGGCGUUGUGGUCAAUGAGGUGGCGACAAAAGGGAUGAUGGCUGAGUAUAGUCAAUGUGAGUUGGAGAAAUUCCGCACCGAGUUUAUUGUUUUUGUCAAUUAUCUUCGAGCACGUCACGCCUCUCCUCCGCUGACUGUAUCGCAUUUGCUUAUGAACAACGCUCAAAAUUGGGCCGAUCAUUUAUUACGAUCAGGAAAGAUCACGUACAGCAACGAUGAAAACACGGGUGAGAGUAUUGCUUAUGCUGAAAGGGAAGAUUUGACUGCCUUCAAGGUAAGUCAUCGCUGGUACGGUGAGAUACAAAAUCACGACUUUUCUAAUGCAAACCCGAACCCAGAAACCUUAAAUUUCACACAACUGGUAUGGCACGAUAGUCGGGAGAUAGGUGUUGGAAAAGCAGUUGGUAAGGAUGGGUUCUCUGUGGUGGUAGCACAUUACAGUCCUCCAGGAAACAAAGAAGGAUUUGUUGGAGGAAACGUCGGAAAAUUGUGCAGUGCAGAUCUUAAAGAAGUCGCAUACAUAAAGAAAAGGAAGUACGACGAGAAUGCAAAUGUGGUCGAGGAUCGUGAGAAGAAAAACGGACUCUCCGGGAUCAUGUUACCGUCAAGGGACGAAGAAACGUUUGUACUAAGACCAUCUAGUGGUGAAUUCAACCAACUUGUGUGGAUUGAUCGCUCGGCAACACCUUCCGGCACGAAGCAAACUGUGGUAAAUGGCGAAGUGAUAAUGAAGGAGAACAACCAAGAACAUGAAUACGAAAGUCCACCCCCAAGUCCUUCUAGAGCGGUCGACCAAAUAGAAAAACUUCUGACGAACACCAGGCAGAAGUGGGAGAACGAGUCUAGCGAAGAAGAAGACAAUGAAGAAGGGCGGGAACCAAGAAGAGCUGAUUUAAAUGAAUACGUCGUUCUUAGUAAAUCAACGUCUCGCGAAGACAUCGGAAGUGAAGAAGGGUCGGUUUAUAAACGUUUAAGUCGUACCUUUAGCGACGAAAUGGAAUUCACACGACAGGAAAGUGUUGCAGAAGAGGGGGAAGAAGAUGAAGAGGUACCGCUAUCCAAAAAUGGCAGAGAUAAGGUUGACAAUGAAGCAAAAAUGGAAGGUGAAACAGCCACCGUUUCAGAGGAUGCAAAGCAAUAUGAUGCUAAUGUUGUGCAAAGUCCUCUAGUCUUAAGAAAAAGCGAGAAAUAUGUACAUCAAUACGACAAAGACUUCGGACAGGUAAAAGAAGCGUCAAUUGUAAUACGCCCUACAGCGAGAGAAGACAAAGAAACGGAGGAUUGGCAAGCUAUUGAUGACAUUCUACACAGUCCUAGGCUAAGAAAUUCACAGGAGAUCGAGGAUGAAAGAUUAGAACAACAUGAUUAUGACGGUCAACAAGCUGUUUUACGGCGAAUAGAAGGCGAAAAUCAGAGAACCUCAACUGCGGCUGAUGGACAAAUCGCAAGAACUGGUCAAGGCUUUCCUGUGUUGGAACACGUUGUUACAACAACAUUUGCGAGAACAGUUGAUCAUGGCGUUAUUGAUGAGGAGUUUAAUAGUUUGUUUUCUGAAGAUACUGUGGACGAUCAGCUAGCAACCGAAAGACAAACAGCACAAUAUCCAAUAUAUCCUUCUUCAAGCAUAAACUUCGAGGAGAAUAUUUGUGACGAUAACGAUGUUCCUUCUCCGGUGGAAUCACUUGAGAAUGAAAGAACAGAGUUAGAACCGAUCGAACAUUUAAAUAUACAAAAGGAAACAAGAGAGUAUUCGUAUGCCCUGUCCGAAGAUACGUUCUUUUUCGAGGAUGAGGAGGAGAAAACAAUGGAACUACAACCCUGCGUGAAAUCUGAGGAACAGAUAGCAGUAGAAAAGGACGUGACAAUUGAGAAAGAUAUAGCAGUUACUGUAGACGUGCCAGAUGAAGAAGCUGUACCUUUUGAAGAAGAAUUGACAGUUGAAGAGGAUUUGCGUUAUGAAGAAGACGUCACAUUUGAAACUGUAUUAGUUCAUGAAGAAGGCGAAACAACUGAAGAAGACGUAACUGUUGAAAAAGAUGCACUAGGUGCCGACGUACCAGUUGAGGACGCACCGGCAGAGGUAGAUGCACCAAUUCUAGAUGACGUAGAAGUGAAUAGGGAUGCAGGUGACGUCACGAUUAAAGAGGAUGUACUAGUUGAAGAAGACGUACCAGAUAAAGAUGUACUUGGUGAGAAAGACGUACCAGAUAAUGAUUUACUAGGUGAAGAUAAUGUUGAAAGAGAUUUAUCAGAUGAAAGAGACGUACUAGUUGACGACGUCGCAGUUGAAGAGAUCACAAUAGUUGAAGAAGAUUUAGCAGUUGAAGAAGAAGUAAGAGUUGAAAAGGAUUUACGUGUUGAAGAAGAGGUACCAGUUGAGCAAAAUGUAGCAGUGGAAGAAGAUUUAUCAUUUGAAAAAGAAGCAAGAGUCGAAGAAGACUUACUAGUUGAAGAUGACGUGCCAGUUGAAGAAGAUGUGUUGGUUGAACAGAAUAAAGCAGUGGAAUUUGACGUUCAGGUUGAAGAAGAUGAAAAAGGUGAACCAGUGGUAUAUGAUUUACCAUUUGAAGAAUAUUCAAAAGUUGAAAAGGAUGAACUAGUUCAAGAAGACGGGCCUGUUAAAGACGAUGAGCCAGUCGAAAAAGAUGCGCUGGUUAAAGAAAAUGUACCGGUUGAAGAAGAUGUAUCAGUUGAAGAAGUUGAAACAGUUGAAGAAAAAGUACCGUUUGAAAAAGAUUUACCUUUUGAGGAGGACACAAGAGCUGAAAGAGACGUGUUGGUUGAAAAAGAUGUUCCAUUCGAAAAAGAUUUGCCAUUUAAAGAAGUAGAAGAAGUGAGAAUUGAAGAAGAAGUAAGAAUUGAAGAAGAAGUAAGAAUUGAAGAAGUAGAAGAAGUAAGAAUUAAAGAAGAUAUACUGGUUGAAAAAGAUGUUCCAGUUGAAGAAGAUGAACCAAUUGAAGAAUAUGUACCGGAUGAAGAAGAUUUGCCAGUUAAAGAAAAUGAAGUUGAAGAAGAUGUACUCGUUGAAGAGGAUGCACCAGUGGAAGAAGAUUUACCAGUUGAAAAAGACAUACGAGUUGCACAAGACGAACUAGUUAAAGUGGAUAUGCCAGUUGAAGAGAGUAAUUCAGUCGAAGAAGAUAUUUCGGCUGAGAAAGAUGCACCAGUUGAAGAAGAUGUACCAGUUGAAGAAGAUGCACCUGUUGAAGAUAUUCCUAUAUUCGAAGACGAUUUUCCGUUUAAGGAGGAUGUAGUAGUUGUAGAAGAAAUAAGAGUUGAAGAUGAUGUACUAGUUGAAAAAGAUGUACCAGUUAAAGAAGAUGAACCAGUUGAAGAAUAUGUGCCAGAUGAAGAGAAUGCGCCAGCUAAAGGGAAUGUAGAAGUCGAAGAAGAUGUUCUCGUUGAAGAGGAUGAGCCAGUUGAAGAAGUUGUACCUGUUGAAGAAAAUGUAUCUGUUGAAGAUGAUCUGGUCGAAAAAGAUUUGCCGUUUAGAAAAGAUGUACUAGGUGUAGAAGAAGUAACAUUUGAAGAAGAUAUACUAGUUGAAAAAGAUCUACCACCAGUUGAAGAAGAUGAACCACUUGAAGAAGAUGUGCCAGUUAAAGAGAAUGUAGAAGUCGAAGAAGAUGUAUUCGUUGAAGAGGAUGUACCAGUGGAUGAUGAUUUACUAGUUGAAGAAGAUUUACCAGUUGAAGAAGACGUAAGAGUUGAAGAAGACGCAAGAGUUGAAGAAGACGAGCAGGUUGAAGUAGAUAUGCUGGUUCAGGAGGAUAAUUCAGUCAAAGAAUAUAUUUCGGUUGAAGAAGAUGUACUAGUUGAAAAAUAUUUACCAGUUGAAGAAAAUGAACCUGUUGAAAAAGAUAAACCUGUUGAAAAAGAUAAACCUGUUGGACAAGAUAUACCAGAUGAAAAAAAUGUGCCAGUUAAGGAGAAUGUAGCAGGCGAAGAAGAUGUACUCGUUGAAGAGGAUGUACCAGUGGAAGAACAUUUACCAGUUGAGGAAGAAAAACUAGUUGAAGUAUACAUGCCACUUGAAGUGGAUAAUUCAGUCGAAGAAGAUAUUUCGGUCGAAGAAGAUGUGCUAGGUGAAAAGGAUUUACAAAUUGAAGAGCAUGAGGCAGUUGAAGACGAUAUACCGGUUAAAAGUGAUGUAUUGAUUGAGGAUGAUUUACCAGUUGAUGUAGGCGUUGGAGUUGAAGAUGAUAAACUAGUUGAAGAAUGUGUACCAUUUGUAGAAGCAGUAAGUGUUAAAGAGGACCUACUAGUUGAAAAAGAUAAACUAGUUGAAAAAGACAUAGGAGUUGAUGACGAUGCACUAGUUGAAGAAGAUGUACCAAUUGAAGAAGAGAAAAUAUUUGGAGAAGAUGAACAACUUGAAAAAGAUAUACCAGAUAAAGAAAAUGUGACAGCUAACGCUGAAGAAGAUGUGCCAGUUAAGGAGAAUAUUGGAGUCGAAGACGUUGCAGUCGUUGAAGAAGAUGUACCGGUGGAAGAAGAUUUACCAGUUGAAGAACACGUGAGAUUUGCAGAAGACGAACAGGUUGAAUUAGAUAAAACAGUUGAAGAGGAUGAUUCAGUCCAAGAAGAUAUUUCGGUUGAUGAAGAUAUAGUAGUUGAAAAGGAUUUACCAGUUGAAGAAGAUGAACCAGUUGAAGAAGUCGUGCCUGUAGAAGAAAAUGUACUUGUUGAUGAUGUUCCAGUCGAAGAAGAUAUGCCGUUUAAAGAAGAUGCACCAGUUGUAGAAGAAGUAAGAGUUGAAGAAGAUAUACCAGUUGAAGAAUAUGUGCCAGAUGAAGAAGAUGAACCAGUUGAAGAAUAUGGGCCAAAAGAUGUACAUGUUGAAGAGGAUUCACCGGUGGAAGAAAAUUUACCGGUUGAAGAAGACAUAAGAGUUGCAGAAGGCGAACUAGUUGAAGUAGAUGUACCAGUUGAAAAGGAUUUAUUAGCCAAAGAAGAUGAACCAGUUGAAGAAGUUGAACCAGUUGAAAAAGAUGUACCUGUUGAAGAUGUUCCAGUCGAAGAAGAUUUGCCGUUUAAAGAAGAUGCAUUAGUUGUAGAAGAAGUAAGAGCUGAAGAAGAUAUACUAGUUGAAGAAGAUGUACCACCAGUUCAAGAAGACGAGCUAGUCGAAGAAUAUGUGCCAUAUGAAGAAGAUGACCCACUUAAAGAGAGUGUAGAAGUCGAAGAAGUUGUACUAGUUGAAGAGGAUGUACCAGUGGAAGAUGAUUUACCCGUUGAAGAAGACGCAAAAGCUGUAGACGACGAACUAGUUGAAGUAGAUAUACCAGUUGAAGACGAUAAUUCAGUCGAAGAAGAUAUUUCAGUUGAAGAACAUGUACUAGUUGAAAAGGAUUUAGUAGCCGAAGAAGAUGAACCAGUUGCAGAAGUUGAACCAUUUGAAGAAGUUCUAUAUGUUGACGAAAAUGUACCUGUUGAAGAUGUUCCAGUCGAAGAAGGUUUGCCUUUCAAAGAAGAUGUACUAAUUGUAGAAGAAGUAAGAGUUGAAGAAGAUGUACUAGUUGAAAACGAUUUACCAGUUGAAGAAGAUCAACCAGUUGAAGAACAUGUGCAAGAUGAAGAGGAUGUCCCACUUAAAGAGAGUGUAGAAGUCGUAGAAGAUGUACUUGUUGAAGAUGAAUUACCAGUGGAAGAAGAUUUACCAGUGGAGGAAGAUUUACCAGUUGAAGAAGAUUUACCAGUUGAAGCAGACAAAAGAGUUGCAGAAUACGAACUAGUUGAAGUAGAUAUACCAGUUGAAGAGGAUAAUUCAGUCGAAAAAGAUAUUUCGGUUGGAGAAGAUGAAUUAGUUAAAAAGGAUUUACUAACUGAAGAAGAUGAACCAGUUGAAGAAGUUCUACCCGUUGAAGAAGAUUUACCUGUUGAAGAAGAUGUACCUGUUGAAGAAGAUGUACCUGUUGAAGGAGUUGUACCUGUCAAAGAAGAUGUACCUGUUGAAAAAUUUGUACCUGCUGAAGAAAACGUACCUGUUGAAGAUGUUCCAGUCGAAGAAGAUUUGCCGUUUAAAGAAGAUGCACCAGUUGUAGAAGAAGUAAGAGUUGAAGAAAAUGUACCUCUUGAAAAAGAUGUACCAGUUGAAGGAGAUGAACCAGUUGAAGAAUAUGUGCCAGAUAAUGAAGAUAUGCAACUAAAAGUGAGUGUAGAAGUCGAAGAAGAUGUACAUAUUGAAGAGGAUUCACCGGUGGAGGAAGAUUUACCGGUUGAAGAAGAUAUAAGAGUUGCAGAAGACGAACUAGUUGAAGUAGAUGUACCAGUUGAAAAGGAUUUAUUAGCCAAAGAAGAUGAACCAGUUGAAGAAGUUGAACUAUUUGAAGAAGAUGUAUCUGUUGAAGAUGUUCCAGUCGAAGAAGAUUUGUCGUUUAAAGAAGAUGCAUUAGUUGUAGAAGAAGUAAGAGCUGAAGAAGAUAUACUAGUUCAAGAAGAUGUACCACCAGUUCAAGAAGACGAGCUAGUCGAAGAAUAUGUGUCAGAUGAAGAAGAUGACCCACUUAAAGAGAGUGUAGAAGUCGGAGAAGUUGUACCAGUUGAAGAGGAUGUACAAGUUGAAGAUGAUUUACCCGUUGAAGAAGACGCAAAAGCUGUAGACGACGAACUAGUUGAAGUAGAUAUACCAGUUGAAGAGGAUAAUUCAGUCGAAGAAGAUAUUUCAGUUGAAGAAGAUGUACUAGUUGAAAAGGAUUUACUAGCUGAAGAAGAUGAACCAGUUGAAGCAGUUGAACCAGUUGAAGAAGUUCUAUCUGUUGACCAAAAUGUACCUUUUGAAGAUGUUCCAGUCGAAGAAGGUUUGCCUUUUAAAGAAGAUGAACUAGUUGUAAAAGAAGUAAGAGUUGAAGAAGAUGUACUAGUUGAAAGAGAUGUGCCAAUUGAAGAAGAUGGACCAGUUGAAGAAUAUGCGCCCGAUGAAGAAGAUGUGCCACUAAAAGAAAGUGUAGAAGUCGAAGAAGAUGUACUUGUUGAAGAGGAUUCACCGAUAGAAGGAGAUUUACCAGUUGAAGAAGACAAAGGAGUUGCAGAAGACGGGGUAGUUGAAGUAGAUAUUCCAGUUGAAGAAGAUAAUUCAGUCGAAGAAGAUAUUUCGGUUGAAGAAGAUGUACUAGUUGAAAAGGAUUUAGUAGCUGAAGAAGAUGAACCAGUUGAAGAAGUUCUACCUCUUGAAGAAGAUGUACCUGUUGAAGAUGUUUCAUUCGAAGAAGAUGUAGUCGUUGUAGAAGACGUAAGAGUUGAAGAAGAUGUACUAGUUGAAAAAGAUUUACCGCCAGUUGAGGAAGACGAACCAGUUGAAGAAUAUGUGCCAGAUGAAGGAGAUAUGCCAGUUAAAGAGAAUGUAGAAGUCGAAGUAGAUGUACUCGUCGAAGAGGAUGUACCAGCGGAAGAAUAUUUACGAGUUGAAGAAAACGUAAGAGUUGAAGAAGACGAACAGGUCGAAGUAGAUAUACUAUUUGAAGAGGAUAAUUCAGUCAAGGAAUAUAUUUCUGUUGAAGAAGAUGUACUAGUGGAAAAAGAUUUAGCAAUUGAAGAAGAUGAACCUGUUGAAGAAGAUGAACAUGUUGAAGAAGAUGUACAAGAUGAAAAAGAUGUGCCAGUUAAAGGGUAUGUAGCAGGCGAAGAAGAUGAACCAGUUGAAGAAGAUGUAACAGAUGAAGAAGAUGUGCCAGUUAAAGAAUAUGUAGCAGGCGAAGAAGAUGUAACAGUUAAAGAGGGCGUGCCAGUUGAACCCGAAGACAUCAAAGAAGACGGAGCAGAUGAGGAGAAAAUACUGGAAAAAGACGUGACACAAGAUCUUGUAAAGGACACGUGCGAGGAGAAUUUAACUAUGGAAGAUACAAUGGGAGACGGGGAUGAAGGAUUUGAAAAAGAAUCAGGCACUAAGCAUGUGCGAUUUUCUACUUCUUGUGACGUUUUUGAUGACGAAUCUAUAUCACUUUUAGAUACUUCAGGUUUCGAAGACGAUGUAAUAGUUACUGAUCAAGGAGAUAAAUUAAUUGAUGAGGCAAAAGGUUCAAUAUCGCCAAUCACUAAGGAAGGUGAACAGGAAAUUGAUAACGAGAGUCGCUGGGUUGAAAUUGAAAGGAAUCCAGUAAUUUGGCACACUGUGGAGAAGGAAGAAGAAGAACUAAAAAAAGGUAACGAAGAGCUAUCCUUUGCUCGAGCUGAGAAACCACAGAUAGAUGAACAAAGCGUGUUCGAACGGAUGGUAAAUGUCGGCGCUCGUACGAUAGUACAAGAUGCUAUCAAACAGGCCUUAAGCCGAACGGAAGAACAAAGUGAUGCACCUUUUACACCUCGACUUGUACGAACCGAAUGCGGAGACAUGGUUGUUGUGAAGGUGGAAGAAACAGGGUCAUUAGAGGAAAGAUACGAACUUAUGGAGUUUGAGUUAUAUGAACAGUACAUGAAGGAGAAAGGAACGUUUUCACCAAUGCAGCUUGAAUUCCCUUGUGAUGUGGAAAAGGUUUUUAGUUCGGCCGAAAAGUAUCAACAAUUUACGCUACCAGAAGAACUCGAAUAUAUAGGAGACGAUGAAAUUGAUUACGAGUCCGAAAGACCAUUACUUGCGUCGCAUUUAUCAAUAAUCAUGGAAGAACCGCCUUCAGGGACUGAAUCUUUAUCUGGAUCAUUAGUUAAAGUUCAAACAAAUGAAACUGUUCUCACAAGCACAGAUAUUGACUCAGCAGAAUUUGAAGUAGCACGUCCAAGUGAAUUUGAUAUUGUUCCUAGUAAUGUUCACGAAGCUCAGAGUAAGAGACAAAAAACAGAGGCCAACGAAAGUGAGAUUGUGCAUGAACAAUCUCUGCCAACCGCAGCUGAUGAAUUUAUGAUACUAUGGCCAUCUCGCGAAGAAGACCCUAAUUUAGGAAGUAGCGAUCUUAAGGAGAUUGAUUGUGCUGCGGAGGAAGAAACAGUUCAAGGAACCAUUGCGACCGAUUACGAGUUUGAAAGUUUGCUUUUAGAAAAAGAUAAGGCAAAGGAAAUGGAUUAUUUAAAACUUGAUUUAAGAGAAAGCCCUGAUGCGCCUUCGGAGUCUUCGGUAUCUCCAGGAAGCUCUGUUCGCAGCUGGAUAUCGUCUGAUUUAUCAUCUCUUGAUGACGAAACAACUGGUAAAUACCAGAAAGAUUACAAGGAAGAUCCAGAUUUUUCAAUUUCAGAGCAGGAAGAAAAUCUUGUGCACGAUUCAACUAGCCUAUUUUCAUGUGAAGAAAGCAGAGAGACCGAUAAGCAAACAUCUAAGCCGCAUGAAGAUUUAGAAGAUGUCUAUUCGAGUAAAUGUAGAGAUGCAUUAGAUUCAAUAAUCUUAUCACGGAGAGAUAACGAUUCCAGCGGAAACAGAGCAAAGACUAAACAUUUUGAAUUCCGCAGAUUCUGACCAAAGAGAUGAUCCAGAAGUAAUCGGGGUGACUGAAACAACGGGCAGAAUCGAAACACAACCUGAUAAUCAGCAAAUAUCGUUUGGUGAGGAAAUGGA
Messenger RNA from Dendronephthya gigantea, 10658 nucleotides. Its product is annotated as titin-like. NCBI's taxonomy places the organism in Eukaryota, Metazoa, Cnidaria, Anthozoa, Malacalcyonacea, Nephtheidae. The transcript has 10 exons. Bases 231 to 10559 code for a protein of 3442 amino acids. The record is from RefSeq and is a predicted model, not a curated record.